CUUUAAUUUCUGGAAUAUCAGUCGCAGGCCAAGGAUCCAACAAGUGUGUACGUAGCUAGCUAGCUAUAGCUGCUGAAGUGAAGAAUCAUGUGCCCGGAUGAUCAGAAGAAUGCAGUGCUUGGACUGCCAAAGAUCGACUUCAAUGCACUGCAUCCGGAUCGGCCAGGAUGCGAAGGUUGGGCGGAGGUGAGGGCGCAGGUGGCUGACGCGGUGCGGACGUACGGGUGUUUUGAGGCCGUGUACAAUAAGGUGACACCAGAACUAAAAGAGAAGGUGUUUGGCUCGGUCGUUAAGGAUAUGUUCAACUUGCCCAUCGAGGCCAAACAUCGCAACGUCUCGAACAAGCCCUUCCAUGGAUAUCUCGGUCAAAUCCCGAAUCUCAGUUACGAGUCUCUCACAAUCAUGCACCCUCAUCAGCCCGAUGGCGUCAAGGCCUUCGCUGAUCUCAUGUGGCCUCAAGCGUCACCCGCCACCGCCACCUUUUGUGAGACAGUGUGUGGUUUGUCAAAAUUGUUGGUUGAGUUGGACCGGAUGGUGGGAAGGAUGGUGCUGGAAAGCUUCGGGGUGGAAAAACACUAUGAUUCUCUGAUGAACACUAACAAGUUCAUGCUUCGUGUGUCAGAGUAUCCGGCUCCUGACAAGGAUGAAGAGAAGAAGAAGCUGCUGGGGCUGGUGCCUCAUCAUGAUAAGAAUGUCAUCACUAUAGUGUGCCAGAACCAGGUUGAUGGACUUGAUAUAGAGACUCAGGAUGGGCAAUGGAUCCGCGCCAUGCCAUCCCCAUCUUCUGUCAUUAUCUUUGCUGGUGAGGCUAUUCGGGCAUGGACGAAUGGGCGAACGUAUUCACCGCUGCACAACGUGAAAGUGGGAGGCAGCGAGACCAGAUAUUCAACUAUCAUGUUCUCACUGCCAGAUGAUGACUUUGUGAUAGAACCAUUGCCUGAGCUUGUGGAUGAGAGUCAUCCUGCUUUGUUCAGGCCCUAUACUUAUGGUGAAUUUGUUCGCUUCUGCCACUUUGAGGGCAGGGAUAUAAAGUGCCCGCAUGACGCUUUCUGCAGAAUAGCACCAUAACUAAUAUUAAUUAAUCCUCUUGAGCCUGAGAAGCUCUCGAUCUUCGUGUGUUAUCUGAGUAGUGGAUAUAAUUAUAUGAUAGUCUCCCUUGGAUUGCCAAUUAAAACAAAUUAACGCAUUUGCUGCUGCUGUUUAUCUGGUUCGUGCAUGCAUGUUAAUGUUAUGGUCUAAAAUCCAAGGUCUUGUAAGGUUUCAUUUCAAUUGAAUGAAAUCAGAUGCGAUUGAAUGGGGAACACUAUGAUGCAUUUAUAAAAUGAAAAGAAUUUGAAA
Dioscorea cayenensis subsp. rotundata (Guinea yam) is the source of this 1338-nucleotide messenger RNA. Its product is annotated as probable 2-oxoglutarate-dependent dioxygenase AOP1. The transcript is spliced from 3 exons. The record is from RefSeq and is a predicted model, not a curated record. The coding region runs from base 88 to 1068 and encodes 326 amino acids. NCBI's taxonomy places the organism in Eukaryota, Viridiplantae, Streptophyta, Magnoliopsida, Dioscoreales, Dioscoreaceae. Gene Ontology annotation, molecular function: dioxygenase activity.